Molecule: messenger RNA, 932 nt
Organism: Cyprinodon variegatus (sheepshead minnow)
Lineage: Eukaryota; Metazoa; Chordata; Actinopteri; Cyprinodontiformes; Cyprinodontidae
Product: M protein, serotype 12-like
Exons: 10
Coding region: 42-932 (296 amino acids)
Source: RefSeq, a predicted model, not a curated record
GAGAAUCUUUGAUCAAGGAGAAUCAGGAGUUGGAGAAAGAAAUGACCCAACUGAAGAACAAGUAUGAGCAGCAGCUAGAAGACCAAAAGAAAGAAAGUGACAAUCUUCAAGAAAAGAUGGCAAAUGGCCUUAAGACUGCAAGAAGGGAUCUGGAGAUGAUGAAGACAAAUCCCAUUCAGAGGAGGCAGAACUUUACUGAGUCACUGAAGAACACCCUAGCAAUGCAGCGGAUAUGCAGACUGGAGGACCAGAUAAAAAACCUCAGUGUUUCUCAAGUUAACAGCUGUUUGGCCCACAAUGACCCGCUGAUAACUAGGAGGAAGAGAGAGGCGGAAAAAACGCAGCUGGAGGACCAGAUGAAACACCUCAUUGUUUCUCAGGUUAACAGCUGUUUGGUUAUAAAUGACUCACCAAUGACGAGGAAGAAGCAAGAGGCAGAAAAAACACAGAUUUUGGACACAAGUAAACGAGUCAGGGGUAGUUUUCCUUCACUGAAGCAGGCGGUUGCCAUGGCGAGGAUACACAAACUAGAAGACCAAAUAAAAGAAAAAGAUAUUCUUCAAGAACAGAUGGAGAAUGACCUCAAGACUGCAAGAAAGGAUCUGGAGGAGGCUGACAGCAACCUGAGGCAGAAAGAUGAUGAACUGCAGAAGAUCAUUGAGAGGCUAAACGAAACGACUGAAGAGCACAAGCAGCAGACUGUGCUACAUGAAUCUAAGAGUGAAACAGAAUCUUUGAUCAAGAAGAAUCAGGAGCUGGAGAAAGAAAUGACCCAACUGAAGAACAAGUAUGAGCAGCAGUCUGAUCCUGAAGCCCAGCAGGAGCUAAAGGAUGAACAGCAGGAGAGCAGUGAUGCUACAGAAAGUCCAAAGGAGCUGAAAACAGAACCGGAAAACGAGAACCAAAAGCAAUCCCUCAUGCUGAGCUUGUAG